UUGUCAUUUGUCAAUGUACAUCAGAUUCGCCGAAAAAGUAGUAAAUACUGAAUACUGAUUGGAAAUUGUUUUUAUUUAUCUUAGCCUUUUUAAUCGAUAAAUGAUAAGGUAUUUAACAUACUUAUCGAAGUAAAAAUAUUUCCAACUACGUAUUUCAAACCUUACAUGGUAUAAACUACUUGUAAAAGUUACUAUUUUAAGAAUAACUUCGAACGAAAUUGCAAACUUUUCGGUAUUGAGUUUAGUACCAAUAACAAAUAAUGACGAACGGAAAUUUGUGCUUAAAUGAUCAUAGACUUACUGCGAUUGAUCCAACUGCGUAUUAUGUAUCUGAAUUCAUUACUGAAGAAGAAGAAAAACAUAUCAUUAACAACAUAUAUGCAGCACCAAAACCAAAGUGGACACAAUUGUCCAAUCGACGUCUGCAAAAUUGGGGCGGAAUUCCUCACAACAACGGCAUGAUCGCUGAAACAAUACCCCAUUGGCUUGAUCAGUAUUUACAAAGGAUACAUAGCUUAAACUUAAUGGGCGGAAACAAGCCCAAUCAUGUGUUGGUUAAUGAAUACAAUCCAGGACAAGGCAUCCUACCACAUCUAGAUGGUUCCUUAUUCUACCCAACAAUAACUACAAUUUCCAUAGCCUCGCAUAUAGUUUUAAAUUUUUACGAACCAUUAACAGAUAACAAAUCAUAUUUGCAGCCAGUAUUUUCAUUUCUACUAGAACCAAGGAGUUUAUUAGUGUUACAAGAUAAAUUAUUCAAACAUUACUUGCACGGUAUAAAUGAAGUACAGCAAGAUGUUAUUGAUGAUUCUAUAUUAAAUUUAAAUAUGUGUUCAAAUAAAUAUAGUAGGGAUUCAAUUGUAGAUCGGCAGACAAGAAUAUCAUUAACAAUUAGACAUGUUCCUAAAACGACAAAGUUUAAAUUAAAUAUUGGAAAAAGGUAGAGGUUAAUUUAUUCUUUGCUAAAAUUAUAUAAUAUAUUAGUUAUUUGCAUUGGACAAAUUGUAAUUAAAAUUUUAUUUUUUA
This is a messenger RNA of Zerene cesonia (dogface butterfly), 1026 nucleotides long. Its product is annotated as alpha-ketoglutarate-dependent dioxygenase alkB homolog 6. The coding region runs from base 261 to 944 and encodes 227 amino acids. Lineage: Eukaryota; Metazoa; Arthropoda; Insecta; Lepidoptera; Pieridae. The record is from RefSeq and is a predicted model, not a curated record. The transcript has 2 exons.